Hibiscus syriacus is the source of this 2108-nucleotide messenger RNA. RefSeq names its product alpha-dioxygenase 1-like. NCBI's taxonomy places the organism in Eukaryota, Viridiplantae, Streptophyta, Magnoliopsida, Malvales, Malvaceae. The transcript is spliced from 10 exons. Gene Ontology annotation, biological process: response to oxidative stress. Gene Ontology annotation, molecular function: oxidoreductase activity, acting on single donors with incorporation of molecular oxygen, incorporation of two atoms of oxygen; peroxidase activity; heme binding. The record is from RefSeq and is a predicted model, not a curated record. The coding region runs from base 44 to 1969 and encodes 641 amino acids.
CACACACAAACAAAAAGCAACCUAGGUUCUCUCCAAAAAAACAAUGGCAUUUACAAAAAUACUUUUCAAUAACAUAUUACAUCGUUUCAUCUGUAAAGAUUUUCACGAAGUUGUUUCCUCCAUGACGAUAAUUGAUGCUUUUCUCUUUCUCAUUGUGCAUUCAGUGGAUAAACUGAGAAUAUGGCCAAAGUUACCAGUUUUCUUAGGGUUAUUAUAUUUGUCUGUUCGUCGACAUCUUCACCAGCAGUACAAUCUGAUCAAUGUCGGAAAAUCACCGUGCGGAGUUCGAUUUAAUCCAGAGGAUUAUCCCUACAGAACAAGUGAUGGAAGUUACCAUGAUCCCUUCAAUGAGGGAGCUGGCAGCCAAGGAAGUUUCUUUGGCAGGAACAUUAUGCCUGUGGAUCAAACAGAUAAGUUGAUGAAGCCAGAUCCAAUGGUUGUGGCUACAAAACUAUUGGCACGAACACAAUACAAAGAUACGGACAAGCAAUUCAACAUGAUUGCAGCUUCUUGGAUCCAGUUUAUGAUCCACGAUUGGAUCGAUCACAUGGAGAACACCAACCAGCAGGUUGAGUUGAUUGCACCUAAAGAAGUAGCAAACAAAUGUCCUCUCAGUUCCUUUAAGUUUUAUCCGACAAAGGAGUUUCCGACUGGUUUCUACGAUAUCCAAACCGGCACCAAGAACAUCCGUACACCUUGGUGGGAUGGAAGUGCAAUAUAUGGAAGCAACAAGGAAAGAUUACAAAAGGUGAGAACAUUCACAGAUGGGAAGUUAAAGAUUUCAGAAGAUGGCUUACUCCAACACGAUGAAGAUAGGAUCCCCAUAUCCGGAGAUAUUCGAAAUAGCUGGGAUGGCGUCUCUGUAUUGCAGGCUCUAUUCAUUAAAGAACACAAUGCUGUUUGUGAUGCUAUUAAGAAGGAACUGCCAGAUUUGAAUGAUGAAGAGUUGUACAGACAUGCGAGGCUUGUAACUUCUGCUGUGAUUGCAAAGAUUCAUACCAUUGAUUGGACAGUGGAGCUUCUCAAAACUGAUAUGUUGCUUGCUGGAAUGCGAGCUAACUGGUAUGGGUUAUUGGGAAAGAAAUUCAAGAACACAUUUGGGCAUGUCGGGCAUGCCUUAUUGGGAGGCUUAGUUGGUCUAAGAAAGCCUGUUAAUCAUGGUGUUCCUUACUCUUUGACUGAGGAAUUUACCAGCGUCUAUCGGAUGCACCAGCUUUUACCAGACUCCCUUCACCUAAGGAACACCGAUGUCGCUCCAGGACCAAACAAAUCUCCACCAUUGCUCAAGGAUGUUACUAUGCCUGAUCUAAUUGGUCAAAAAGGAGAAAAAACUUUAUCACAAAUUGGAUUCACCAGACAAUUUGUUUCAAUGGGCCACCAAGCUUGUGGUGGAUUGGAGCUUUGGAACUAUCCUGCAUGGCUUCGAGGCCUCAUACCACACGACGUUGAUGGCAAAGAGAGGCAUGACCAUGUGGAUUUGGCAGCUCUUGAAAUUUACAGGGACAGGGAGAGGAAAGUUGCAAGGUACAAUCAAUUCCGUAGGGCUUUGCUAUUGAUACCAAUCUCUAAAUGGGAAGAUUUGACUGAAGACAAGGAAGUCAUUGAAGUUCUCAAGGAAGUUUAUGGUGAUGAUGUUGAACAACUGGACUUAAUGGUGGGUCUCAUGGCAGAGAAGAAGAUCAAAGGUUUUUCCAUAAGUGAGACAGCUUUCAUCAUCUUCCUACUGAUGGCAUCUAGGAGGCUGGAAGCAGAUAGGUUCUUCACAAGCGAUUUCAAUGAGAAAACAUACACAAAGAAGGGAUUUGAAUGGGUGAAUACAACUGAAAGCUUGAAAGAUGUGUUGAAUCGUCAUUACCCAGAAAUUCCAAAGAAAUGGAUCAAUUCAACCAGUGCUUUCUCUGUUUGGGACUCUCCUCCAAAUGCUCCCAAUCAUAUCCCUCUAUAUCUUCGCCUUCCGUCCUCAAAUUAACUUGUCAACAACACAUAAAUUUAAUUAAAAAUCGCAACCCGACUGUUGUUUUACAGUCAUGAAUAAUUGUAUGCUUUUCUUACGUACGUAUUGAUGAAGUUUAUUUGUUCUACUAAACAUUGGCUAUAUUUCAUCGUUU